AUCGGGUUUCGGCAUAUACACGUCAAACUUGUUCGUUCACGUCUAUGGAAACCGACCAGCCUCUUCCGUAUAAAGACUGUCUUUCUUGCCGUAUAAUAGGAGCAGGAACUCUUACAGGCGUCGGGGGUUAUGCCUUGAUGCAGUCAAGGGCUACAGCGCUUGGGACACCAGGACAAAAACGAAUUAUGGCUGGCCUUGGUGUUGUUUUCAUCAUUGCUGGAAUUACCAGAUGGUUCAAAAAUCCACUCGAGCCAUCGAUUAAACACUGAGGAAGCAGGUGGAGCCGUUGUUUUUAUACUAUGAUACAGGGAUCCUACACGCGAACGCAUUGCAACGAUCCUUACGAGUUAGUGAACUGGGCCUUGCGCUUCUCUGCGAAGGCAGUCAUACCUG
Molecule: messenger RNA, 393 nt
Organism: Guyanagaster necrorhizus
Lineage: Eukaryota; Fungi; Basidiomycota; Agaricomycetes; Agaricales; Physalacriaceae
Exons: 3
Coding region: 45-269 (74 amino acids)
Source: RefSeq, a predicted model, not a curated record